UCACAGAUGAUUUGGUUAAUGUAAAUUAAAUAACACUUGAAAUACCAAUAAAAAUGCUAAAAAAAUCCAAGAAAAGAAAGAGUAAGGAAAAAUUUGCUUGAAAGUAUAAAGAAACAAAGACUAGCAUCCCAUGAAACAGGGCUUGAAUGUAACUUAAAUUUUUAUAGAAGAAGAAAGAAAAAUGUUGAUAAGAUAUUUUAACUCCCUAUCCAGCAAGGAUGCUCAAGAUUCGUAUCUUGCAAGUUUAAUAACUUUAAAUAACGUUUCAAAAAGAAGACCACGAAACAUUAAUUUAAAAGAUUAUAAUAGCAAUUACAAAUAUAAAUUUUUAAUUACAAAUCACGAGAUACUUACGAGUUCGUUUAUUUAUGUUUGCUUUUCUGCGUUUAUUUUAAUCUUUGGCAUGAAGGAUGGAAGAUUAGAGACCAUUAAAAGAAGCCUUUUAACUAAAGGUCACUCUCCCCAUGAUAGAAGAGAUAAACACAAGAAUCAGUAUAACAAUUUUACUCCUCGACUAAAAAAUAAAAUAUGUGAUUGCAUUUCUUCUUUCAGAGAAUUUACAAAGCCUGAACAACAAUUGCAUGAGCUUGAGUUACAGAAAGAACAGCACCACAAAGAUGCAGAAAUAUUUUAUAUUAGGAAAAGAAAUGCUUGAUUUAAAGCACAAAGGAAGUACAAAUUUGAGGCAAUUGCUUUUGAUUUCCGAAAAAAUCUUAACUUACCAAAUCAAUCAACCAACGACUUAUACUACAAACGAAAAUUAGCAUUUUAUUCAUUUAAUAUUCACGUGCUUUCAAGCAAUGAAGUUUAUUUGUAUUGUUAUGAUGAAACUAUAGCUAAAAAAGGGGCUGAUGAAGUAACUUCGAUGAUUUUUUUAUAAAAUAUUUAGACAAAGAAAUUUGAUCUGUAGAGCUUUUUUGUGAUUCAUGUGCUGGCUAAAACAAAAACUAUACAUUAAUUCGUUUUAUGGAUUUUCUUGUUCAUGAAAAAAAAAGGUUUGAAUUUAUUAAAGUUACAUUUCCAUAACAUGGUCAUUCUGUUAUGGAAUGUGAUAAAGAUAUGGGAUUAAUUAAUUGCAAAACAACUUUUAGUGAUCCAUCAGAUUGGAUUAAAACAUUCAAAAAUGCUCGUAAAAAACCCACUCUGUUUCAUCUUAUAUAACUAACGUAAGGUAUGGUUAAAAGUAUAACUGAUUUUAUGAGACCAUUUUAUAAGAAUAAAUGUCCAAUUCCAACUUGUCCUCUUUUUGAAAUUUGUUUCAGAGGAGACUCAAGUGGCAUUGUAUUUCAUUGAGGUUCGUGGAAUGGGUUAUUGUUGAAAACUAAUUUAAAAAAUAAUAGGAAGAACACUAUAAAUAGUGAAAUCCCCAUUUUGUAUAAUGCAAAACUUGGCAUCUCUUUAGCAAAGUACAGAGAUUUACAAGUGUUAAAAAGGUUUAUAUCCAAUGCUCAGGUUUUCAAUUCUUUGCCAUAUAAUCAGGAGGUUAUCGAGACAUUUCAUAAAAAUAUUGAUUCUGAAGAUGAAGAGUAAAUAGACUUCUUUUUUUUAUUUAAAUUUUGUUUUUAAUUGUUUUUUUCUUAGUGUUUCUUGACAAAUUUAUAAUCUUUAAUAUCUUUCUUCUUUGCUUCACUUUAUACAACAAUUUAUAUAAUUAAUAAUCACAAGAUAUUGAAUAUAUCUUUAAAUUAUUAGUCAGGGUAUGAAAAUAAUUUUUUUUUUGUUUUUGUUUUUUUUUUGUUUAUAUCGUGUUACAGCAUAGUCAUAAGAAUAAAUAGUCUGGAAAUAAAGGCAGUUUCCAUUGUUUUGCCGUUUUAUGUUGAAACUCGUAUCAACGACCCGCUGAAGGUGCACAGAAAGAUAAACAAAACUAUAUCUCUUUAAGAGUUUGAACUGAAGACUGGUUUUAAGAUUUAAUUUAUAUAGUUUUUGAAAAUUUUUUGUAUUAAUUAUUUUUCUAAUCUCUUAAGAAAAAUUUAUUUAGUUUUAAAAA
Hydra vulgaris (swiftwater hydra) is the source of this 1990-nucleotide messenger RNA. The record is from RefSeq and is a predicted model, not a curated record. Lineage: Eukaryota; Metazoa; Cnidaria; Hydrozoa; Anthoathecata; Hydridae.